Penicillium brevicompactum is the source of this 1476-nucleotide messenger RNA. RefSeq names its product snoRNA-binding rRNA-processing protein ENP1. Gene Ontology annotation, molecular function: snoRNA binding. Gene Ontology annotation, biological process: rRNA processing. Gene Ontology annotation, cellular component: cytoplasm; preribosome, small subunit precursor; nucleolus. The transcript has 3 exons. Lineage: Eukaryota; Fungi; Ascomycota; Eurotiomycetes; Eurotiales; Aspergillaceae. The record is from RefSeq and is a predicted model, not a curated record. The coding region runs from base 1 to 1476 and encodes 491 amino acids.
AUGCCCAAGGCUUCCAACUCCCGCGCUGCCGCCAUGGCACGCCGACACAACCCUCUCGCCGAAGAUAUCACAUCGGCGGGGCACCUUCGGACCCAAAGCAGCAAGAAGGGCAAAGGCAAGGCCGCCGACGAGGAGGAGGGUGAGAAUGGACAACGCUUCGUCGAUGCGAAGAUGUCCCGCAACAUUCUCCAGCUUGGUCAGGAACUUGCCGACGAAGAUGCGGCGGAACAAGCCAAGAAUGCUCCCAAGCCCAAGUCAAACGGCGCAUUCGAAUUCGACACUCGGUUCGAGGAGGAGGAAGCUUUCUCUGACGACGAGGGCAAGUAUGAGGGUGACGACUGGGUCGAUGACGAAGUUGAGCAAGUGGAGGUCGACCCCAAUGACCUAGAUAUGUUCAACAAGUUCAUGCCCCACGAGGAAGACCCUAUAUUCCACCCCAAGGAUCCCAGCUCCGCUGGCCCCACCAACCUCGCCGAUCUGAUUCUCGAGAAGAUCGCCGAACACGAAGCCAAGCAGUCUGGCGAUGGCACCUACGCCCCGUACGUUCAAGGUGGGGGCAUCCCCGAGGACGCAGUCCAGAUCCCCGCCAAGGCUGUGGAAGUAUACGAGAAGGUUGGCAUGAUCCUCUCUCGCUACAAGUCUGGCCCGCUGCCCAAGCCCGUCAAGAUUCUCCCCUCCGUGCCAAACUGGCAGACUCUCCUCGAUAUCACCCGUCCAGAGUCAUGGACCGGUAACGCCGUCUACGCCGUCACCCGUAUCUUCAUCUCAUCCAAGCCUCACGUCGCUCAGGAGUUCAUCAACAUUGUGCUUUUGGACCGUGUGCGCGAGGAGAUUCACGAGACCAAGAAGCUGAACGUCCACACCUACAACGCCCUCCGCAAGGCCCUCUACAAGCCAGCCUGCUUCUUCAAGGGUCUUCUGUUCCCCCUCGUCUCCACCGGUACCUGCACUCUGCGCGAGGCUCACAUCGUCUCCUCCGUCAUUGCCCGUGUCUCCGUCCCCUUGCUGCACUCCGCCGCAGCCCUGCUUCGCAUGUGCGAUCUGUCCGCCGAGCAAUCCCUCACAGACAUUGAGAGUACCGGUGCCGUGAACAUGUUCAUCCGAGUCUUCCUGGAGAAGAAGUACGCGCUGCCCUUCAAGGUCGUCGACGCCCUAGUCUUCCACUUCAUGCGCUUCCGCGUCGUCAACCCGGAAGACCAGAUGACCGACGGUCCCGGUCUCGGAUCUAAGAACUACAAGCUGCCCGUCCUCUGGCACCAGUCUCUGCUGGUCUUUGCCCAGCGGUACCGUAACGAUAUCACGGAAGAUCAGCGUGAGGCUCUCCUGGAUCUGCUGCUGGUUCGCGGCCACAAGGAUAUCGGGCCUGAGGUCCGUCGUGAAUUGCUCGCUGGUCGAGGACGUGGCGUGGUUGUUCCCGACCCGGAGGCCCAGAAUGCGCUGGAUGCCGGCGACGACACGAUGGAUGUCACCAUGUAG